AUGAGCUCAAAGGGCGUCCAAGCAUUGUCAUAUGCCCAAAGGGCUGAUAAUUACACCAAUCCCGCUGCGAAGGAGUUGCUUCUCACCAUGGAACGCAAGAAGUCCAAUCUUUCCGUCAGCGUGGAUGUGACGAAAUCAAGAGAUUUCCUAGCAAUCAUUGACGCCGUAGGGCCAUAUGUCUGUUUAAUCAAGACUCAUGUUGAUAUACUUGAAGAUUUUGACUUUACGUUGAUUGAAAGCUUGCAAGCUUUGAGCAAAAAACACGACUUCAUGAUCUUCGAGGACAGAAAGUUCGCAGACAUAGGAAACACAGUUGCGUUGCAAUAUUCAAGUGGCGUGCAUCGCAUCGCGAGUUGGUCGCAGAUCACGAAUGCCCACUCAGUCCCUGGUCCAUCCAUCGUCGCAGGGCUUUCUUCAGUAGGCCUACCCCUCGGACGGGGUCUCCUCCUCUUGGCAGAAAUGAGCACCGCGGGGAGCCUUGCUGUGGGCCAAUACACAGAAGAGACUUAUCAGAUGGCUCGCGAUCACCAGGACUUCGUAAUUGGGUUCAUUGGACAGAGGCGCCCCACCGGCGAGGGAGGUGAGGAUUUCCUAGUCCUGACACCCGGAGUAGGAUUGGAUGUGAAGGGAGAUGGUAUGGGGCAGCAGUAUAGAACGCCUCGCGAAGUCAUCUUGGAGUCAGGCUGCGAUGUGAUUAUUGUAGGACGAGGGGUAUAUGGGAAAGAUUACAGCUUGACUGAAGCCAUCGCGCAGCAGGCGGAGAGGUACCGUGACGCGGGGUGGAGCGCAUACUUAGAAAGGUGUAAAUCGUUAAUUGGUUCAUUAAACUAG
This is a messenger RNA of Pleurotus ostreatus (oyster mushroom), 831 nucleotides long. It is a transcript of the gene URA3, whose product is annotated as orotidine 5'-phosphate decarboxylase. Gene Ontology annotation, biological process: 'de novo' UMP biosynthetic process; 'de novo' pyrimidine nucleobase biosynthetic process. Lineage: Eukaryota; Fungi; Basidiomycota; Agaricomycetes; Agaricales; Pleurotaceae. The coding region runs from base 1 to 831 and encodes 276 amino acids. Gene Ontology annotation, cellular component: cytosol. The transcript is spliced from 3 exons. The record is from RefSeq and is a predicted model, not a curated record. Gene Ontology annotation, molecular function: orotidine-5'-phosphate decarboxylase activity.